AUUAGCCGCAGUCGGCGGCGCUUAUGAGACUGGAGACCAAAAGGCUUGCCAAAGGCUGUGCAGCUCAGAAGUGGCAGUCCCGGGGCGCUGCCCCUGCCCCUACAUAGUGCCCUUCACUCUGGGCCAGAGGCAGCAUGGUCCGUGGGACACCAUGGGACCUGACAGAGUAACAGCCAGAGAGCUGUGUGAGAAUGACGACCUUGCCACCAGCCUCGUCCUGGACCCCUACCUCGGCUUCCGCACCCAUAAGAUGAACGUCAGCCCCGUGCCCCCCCUGCGGCGACAGCACCACCUGCGCUCAGCGCUGGAGGCCUUCCUGAGGCAGCGGGACCUGGAGGCUGCGUACCGGGCCCUGACGCUGGGAGGCUGGAUGGCCCACUACUUCCAGAGCCGGGGCCCCCGGCAGGAGGCUGCCCUCAAGACCCACAUCUAUCGCUACCUCCGAGCCUUCCUGCCUGAAAGCGGCUUUACCAUCCUGCCCUGUACACGCUAUUCCAUGGAGACAAAUGGAGCCAAGAUUGUGUCUACCAGAGCUUGGAAGAAGAACGAGAAGCUGGAACUGCUGGUGGGCUGCAUUGCGGAGCUGCGGGAGGCCGACGAGGGGCUGCUGAGGGCCGGGGAGAACGACUUUAGCAUCAUGUACUCCACCCGAAAGCGCAGUGCGCAGCUGUGGCUAGGCCCCGCUGCCUUCAUAAACCAUGACUGCAAACCCAACUGCAAGGUGAGACUUGGACCCCCCCACCAAGGAGUGGGCAUGAGGGAACCGACAGGGCCCCGGGGAGGCGCAUUUGGGUCAGUGACUAGGCAGAAAGUGCCCAGAGUCCCCCACCCCUGGCCACAACCCUGUUUGUGCCCGCAGCUGUCUGAGUCAAUGAGAAGAAUUUGGAAGGGGGGGGGGUUGGCCAGAGUCAUGGCCGUGCCACUUGGAGGGGGUAGUGUGGUGAUGGGGAGACAAAGUGCCCCUGCACCUGGAGCCCCAGGCCUGACCGGAGACGCACCCCGGCCACAGCAGGAGGCAGGGGGUGCCACCUGGGUGAGGCCAGAGAGUCCCCUAGAGCAGGAGGCUCAGAGGCAGGACUUCCAGGCAGAGGGGGUGAUCUGGGGAAGCGGUGCUCUGCGGGGGCCGCUGUCGCUGUGUUCUCUGUGUUGGAGCAUGGAGUUGCGAGAAAGGAGAGCUGUCUUGGGGAGGCCUUGGGUGCACAUCCUGCCAAGCGUGGAGCCCCAAGGUGUGACAGGGGAUUCGGCGCUGGGGCUCCCGGGUUAGAACUGGGUUCGAGUGCUGGCUGCAGCACCCCCAGCUGUGUUCGCUCCUCUCCGACGGCCUCCCGCCACGGAGGUGAAGCUCACACCCUUGGUUCCUGUGCUGUGUGACUGCAGGCCAGUGACGCGGCUUUGCGGUGGGAAACAUGCAGGGUAGGACGGAAAACAAGGCUCUGUAGUGACGUGGGUGGCAGCCCCCUGAGGGCCCGGGAGCCGGGCACCUUGUGGAACAGGGAGGCUGCCCAGAAGUCAGAGCCAGAGCCAGGCGCUGAAGGAGGACCAGGAUUUUCCUAGGUGUUGAAGGAAAACCGAGGCGUGUCAGGGCAUCCCAGACAGGUGCGGCUCAGUGGAGGGCCGGGAGGCAGGCCCGGCAUGCUAACCGUGGCCUCGCAUGCCACGGAGGAGCUCAGUCUGCCCUGUGGACGCUCCCACUGGGUGAAUAAUGGGGCUGGGUUUUGAGAUGGCCCUGGCAGCUGAUGAACCAGCAGCUUGGCAGGAAUGGAGAGGGACCAGAGGCUGGCGCGUGACCUGAUGUGUGACCUGCUGCGUAACUGAGAGAGAGGUCGGCUCCAGCUAGAGGCUGGGGGAAUGGAGAGGACAAGGACACAAGACCUUGUGCAUGGAGGCUCCGGCCAGUUGGCCUGGAAUCGGGCAGGCAGGCGGUGAGAGCCACCCCCAGGCGUGUGUCAGGCUAGAGGGGACCAGUGGGAGUCCCACUCCUCUCAGAGGGGGAGCAGGGGGCAGGAGUGGCCGGCGGGGCAGCCAUCCCAGACCGGGGCUGCAAAGUGGACAGGCACUGGGAAGGGAGCUGGCCAGGACCAGCAGAGCUUGGACCCGGCUGGCAGAGCUUGGACCUGGCCGCCAGGGUGCAGGCUGGCAGGGAGUGGGGAGUGGGUUGCGGCAGGUCAGAGGGGGCCGAGGAAGAGUGCAGGAGGGAGCAGCCAGUAGGCACUGCCAGCACUGCCAGGGGCCAGUUAGAGCAUCAUCCUGCAGGGAGGGGUGGAGGCCAGCAAAUGGGUGGGAAGUCAGGGCGUGUGCGGAGGGCAGGCCCUGGAGGGGUGGCCCCCCCCCAGCUCUGGGCUCCCAGCCCCUGCCCACCACUGCCCGCCCCUGCCCCAGUCCCCAUCCCUGGGAGUGUACCUGGCCAGGCGGGGUAGAGCCCCCCAGCCCCCAGGACAGGCCGCUGAGCAGCCCGGACCCCAGUUUGUGCCCGCAGAUGGGAACGCGGCCUGCGUGAAGGUGCUCCGGGACAUUGAGCCUGGGGAUGAGGUGACCUGUUUCUACGGGGAGGGCUUCUUUGGUGAGAAGAAUGAGCACUGUGAAUGCUACACCUGUGAGAG
Molecule: messenger RNA, 2600 nt
Organism: Ailuropoda melanoleuca (giant panda)
Lineage: Eukaryota; Metazoa; Chordata; Mammalia; Carnivora; Ursidae
Gene: KMT5C
Product: lysine methyltransferase 5C
Exons: 6
Coding region: 152-1264 (370 amino acids)
Cellular component (GO): nucleus
Molecular function (GO): protein binding; histone H4K20 methyltransferase activity
Source: RefSeq, a predicted model, not a curated record